Sceloporus undulatus (fence lizard) is the source of this 1451-nucleotide messenger RNA. RefSeq names its product acidic mammalian chitinase-like. Gene Ontology annotation, biological process: chitin catabolic process; carbohydrate metabolic process. The record is from RefSeq and is a predicted model, not a curated record. Gene Ontology annotation, cellular component: extracellular region. The transcript is spliced from 11 exons. The coding region runs from base 18 to 1451 and encodes 477 amino acids. Gene Ontology annotation, molecular function: chitinase activity; chitin binding. NCBI's taxonomy places the organism in Eukaryota, Metazoa, Chordata, Lepidosauria, Squamata, Phrynosomatidae.
CGGUACACGGAUUAACCAUGGCCAAGCUCAUUCUCCUUACAGGUCUGGUGCUUUUGCUGAAUGCUCAGCUGGGCUCUGCCUAUCAGCUGACAUGCUACUUUACCAACUGGGCCCAAUAUAGACCAGGCCUUGGACGCUUCAAGCCUGAUAAUAUUGACCCAUGCCUGUGUACACAACUAAUCUAUGCAUUUGCUGGCAUGAAGAAUAAUCAGAUUGCCACCAUUGAAUGGAAUGAUGUGACCCUUUACCAAUCUUUCAAUGGACUGAAAAAUCAGAAUGGACAACUAAAGACUCUCCUGGCUAUCGGAGGAUGGAAUUUUGGAACAGCACCAUUCAACGCAAUGGUUGCCACUUCUGCAACCCGCCAGACUUUUAUCACCUCAGUCAUCAAAUUCCUUCGCGAGUAUGAAUUUGAUGGUCUGGAUUUUGACUGGGAGUAUCCUGGUUCUCGAGGCAGCACUGCUCAGGAUAGGGAUCUCUUUACUGUUCUCGUUAAGGAAAUGCGGGAAGCUUUUGAACAGGAGGCCCAACAAACUAACAGACCCAGGUUGAUGGUCACUGCUGCUGUGGCUGCUGGACUGUCCAACAUUGAAUCAGGCUAUCAGAUUCCACAGCUUGGCCAGUAUCUGGACUAUUUCCAUGUGAUGACCUAUGAUUUCCAUGGUUCUUGGGAGGGAUACACAGGAGAGAACAGCCCCCUAUACAAGGGUCCUGCUGACACUGGUGGCAACAUCUACUUCAAUGUUGACUAUGCCAUGAACUACUGGAAAAAUAAUGGUGCUCCAGCUGAAAAACUCAUUGUUGGAUUCCCAACAUAUGGACACACUUUCAUCCUCAGUAACCCAUCCAAUACUGCUGUUGGUGCUCCAACAUCUGGCCCUGGGCCUGCUGGACCUUACACAAGACAGUCUGGAUUCUGGGCUUAUUAUGAGAUCUGCACCUUCCUGAAGAAUGGAGCCACCCAGGCUUGGGAUGGUCCUCAAGAUGUCCCUUAUGCUUACCAAGGGAAUGAGUGGCUUGGCUAUGACAACAUCAAGAGCUUCCAGAUCAAGGCUGAAUGGCUGAAACAGAACAACUUUGGAGGUGCUAUGGUCUGGGCCCUUGACUUGGAUGACUUCACUGGAACAUUCUGCAACCAAGGCAAAUACCCCUUGAUCACCACCCUGAAGAAUGCUCUUGGACUAGAAAGUACCAGCUGCACUGCUCCUGCCCAGCCCAACCCUCCAAUCACGGCUGCUCCCAGUAGUGGAGGAAGUGGAAGUGGCAGUUCUGGCAGUGGUGGCAGCUCCAGUGGUGGCAGUGGUUUCUGUGCUGGCAAAGCCAAUGGUCUAUACCCUGUGGCCAGCAACAAGAAUGCUUUCUGGCACUGCCUGGAUGGAACCACUUAUGAGCAGUAUUGCCAGUCUGGCCUAGUCUUUGACACAAGCUGCAGCUGUUGCAACUGGGCCUAA